UUGGAUGACAUGGGGGUGAGUAAAUUCUCAGCAAAAAUCUUUUUAAAAGUGAACUACUCCUUUAAUGCACUAACUGGUAGCUUUCAUGUUUAUCGCAGGCAGGUUGUAAAGGUUUCAAGUUAUAUUUCAAAAAAAUGUUUUCAUUUAAUUUUUAUUCAUAAUAAUAACAACAACUCCUCGGUGACACACUUCUGAUCUAUAUUACUUCAUAUUAAACUGGCAGAGUACACAAUUACAGAAAGUCUGGUUAUUGUAAAGUCUAACGUAGUACAUUUUUACCAUAAUGCUUUCUGAUUUGUAAGACAUGUUUAUUGUUGAAGAAAAGAAAGAUUAAUAAAUGGGAUUAUAAAGGCUGUACAAAUAUGAUUUGCUCUUGGUUAAGUCACACUGGCUUCACCUUUAUUCUGAAUUCAUCUCCACCCUGUUUAAAAGCAGCCGUUUUUCCAAUGGUCCAGCUAUUUGAGAAAGCUUGUAAUAAAGCUCAAAGAACUGGAAACGUGCAACAUCUUAAUGUAUUGUUUAAAAUGCUACAAGUACGGCAUAACGAAUACAUCGCAGGCAAAUGGUGCUGACUCAUCAUGGUGAAUGAGGUGAUUCAGCACAAGGAGAGCCAGGACAGGAAGUGAAAACCCUCUUUUGACCUGUCUGCUGAUUAAUUAUGCAUCAGCAGCAACGGGGAGGAGUCAGAUUACGCAUCGAGUCCGACACAAACAGAUGCUGAAAAGAGAUGCUGCAGUUUGAACUGACAAAUACCAAAGAUCAACAAUUCCUUUUAGAGCUGAUUAUCUUUUUUUAGGGUACCUUUGUAAAACAUGACAAUGGGAGCUGGCUGGGACAAUCGUGGAGCUAUCGAGAGAAGCAUGUUCAUUAUGCGGAUGCUGCUGAGCCUGUUUCCUCUGGUCCUUGUGGUCUGGAAUGGUGAGGCGUUACCUGUACCAAACAAAUUAUCACAAACCAAUGAGAUACUUACCAAAGACCAAAAGGACUUGUUGAAGAUGAUGAUGACAGAUAUGGCAGAGCUGAACCUCACUAGUAAAGAACUAGCUGAUCUUGACCCUGAUAUUCUGAAUGGCACUCUGGGAGAGAAUUCUGUUGUUGAACAGCCAAUCCCUAAAAAUAAAUCUCCAUGCAAGCUCUUCUACUGGAAGACCUUCUCCUCAUGUUAAAACUGGAAACCAGAACAGACACUGAUGAUACGUCUGUUGAAAUCUACAGUCCUGCCUUUACAGUUUGCCAAUAUAACCAUACAUUGUAUUUAAAUCAAUAUGUAUCCCUUGGCUUGCUGUUCUUGUAUUGUAUUUUAUGCCUAAAGACAUUUACAGUGUGAAACAGCUUGUUUGAAUUAACAGCAAUAUUCAAAGAUACAGUAGUCUUUUGCAUGUACACUUUAUACUGUUUGUCAUCCAAGUCCAAAGAAACGUGCUAAUAAAAGUUCAACAAAUCUC
Messenger RNA from Pimephales promelas (fathead minnow), 1445 nucleotides. RefSeq names its product somatostatin 6.2 (gene sst6.2). Gene Ontology annotation, cellular component: extracellular region. Gene Ontology annotation, biological process: regulation of cell migration; adenylate cyclase-inhibiting G protein-coupled receptor signaling pathway. Gene Ontology annotation, molecular function: neuropeptide hormone activity; G protein-coupled receptor binding. The record is from RefSeq and is a predicted model, not a curated record. Lineage: Eukaryota; Metazoa; Chordata; Actinopteri; Cypriniformes; Leuciscidae.